This is a messenger RNA of Darwinula stevensoni, 1518 nucleotides long. The record is from the annotation of a GenBank genome assembly. NCBI's taxonomy places the organism in Eukaryota, Metazoa, Arthropoda, Ostracoda, Podocopida, Darwinulidae.
AUGCCUGUUGAAGUGACUCUGAUUCCCAGGUGGGUAUGCAACAGAAUGGAUGUAACAAUAUUUCAAGAUGAACUCCAGUCACAAGAAAUGAUACAGGGGGAGGUGAAUUCCAAAGAUCAGAAGACACGCCGUGAUUAUCAGUUCAUAUCCCAGAGGAUCUUGGAGACCAUCCAGGCUGGACAAUGCUGUGAUAUUACAGUGAAGGUGGAAGAUGCCACAUUUGUUGGAAGCCGCCUUAUCCUGGUGGCCGUGUCACCCUACUUCCGAUCAAUGUGCCUGUCUGGAUGGAAGGAGUCAUCAGAAAAUGUUGUGGAGAUCAAGGGGAUCUCAAAGGCUGGCUUCGAAAUCAUUUGGGACUUCAUUCAUGGCACCGAAUAUGAUGUGAGCACUGAAGAGCUGGCAUUAACUGCACUCUAUGAUUCUCUGUACCUCCAAAUCGAAUAUAUCUGUAAGAUCCUAUGUAGGAAGCUGAGAACAAAGUUCUUGCAUGUGGGAAAUGCCCUCCAUAUUCGUAGUGUUGCCUACAAUCUUGCCAUGAAAGAACUAGUGGAUGACCUUGACCGCUACAUCUCUCAUCAUUUCCAGGAGAUCAUAUGGAUGCCAGAGUUCUUGAACAUUUCCUUCCAGUAUCUCAGGGAAUUAUUGGGGCGGGAUGACUUGGAGCGCUGGGUAAACUUCCCCAACCUGGAACAUGAACGUGCAAAAGCCACUGCCGUGCUCAAAGGUUCGUGCCUCCACCUUAUUGGAGGUGCACAAAAGGACUUUAGGUAUGAACGGUUGGAUGUGAGGAGCAAGAAGUGGCAGGUUCUUGCAGACUGGCAAGAGGACCCUUCACUGAGGACUGGGUGUUCUUUCCCUGGUAUAGCUUUCCACAAUGGGGAACUCUAUGUCACUGGUGGCUCUGGUGGGGCAACUACUAGACGUGAUGUUCACAUUUAUGAUACAAGGAUGGACACAUGGCGAGAGUGCCCUUCCAUGGUCAUGGAGAGGUGGAGGCAUGGACUCAUUUCCUUUCAGGGAAACCUUUAUGCUGUUGGUGGAGAAAGGAAUCGGUCUAUUGAAGUUCUCGAAGAAACUGAUUGGAAGGUUGUUUUCCAGUACGGUGAUCAGAUUCAAACGCCUAAGGUAAGACUGGUGAUGCCGUCGUUCAUCGAAGUUUGGGCUCUUGGAGGAUCUCAACAGGAUAUGCGUCUUGUUUAUGCCGUAAAGACUCACUUUGCCGCAGGUUGGGGCCUCAGCCCCUUCCGCUUUCACGCGGUGGCGUGCUUCAUCUCAUCUGACGGGCUUAUCUCUUCGGACACUAGUAAUUUGAUGGUGGCAACAGGCAAUCGUGCCAACGCCUACCACAUCAAGAAAAAGGACCGCGACACGGUGUGCAGUACACUACGACCACGAAGCACUCGCGCGUCCAUGUUUCCUCGAACCGCCGGAUUCAAGGUUGCCGCGAGGUCUCGGCUCCAACUCCGUCCCCAUCCCUCGAACGUCUUUCCCGCUUUCCGCCUCCUCUCGCCCGUCUGA